UGAUGGUGAUCUAGGCUGGGCAGAAGGAAAACUAUUUGGGAAAGAAUAAGAAUAUAAAAAUUUUAAGAAGUUAUAAAAGAGCAGGGAAGGAACCACUGUCUUUUCAAUUCUCUAAGGUGCCUCCCAAGGUGGGCCUUUGUUUAACUGGUCAAGGGGACAGUUAAGGAGAAGUGGCAGUAGAUAACAGCACAUUAUUUGCAGUUGAAGAAAUGAUUACAAGCAUUCAUAAUAUAGUUUUUUGGUCGUGGAAAAAGAAGAAGGUAUGAAGUUAAAGUAGGCCUGAAUUUGAAUGCUGAUCUUGAACACAGUACCUAACUUCCUGGAAUUCAUUUUCUUCAUCUAUAAAAUAAGGAUAAAAAGUAUUUACCUUACUGGUGAGGAUGAGAAAGACCACAGGAAAGUGCCUGGUGAAUAUUAAAUAAAUUACAGUUCUUCAAUUAAAACUAGCAUUAUUAAGAUCCUACUGUGGGCCUAGGCACUGAUAUUCUGUGAUUUUUGAUCCUCCUUAGCAGACUAUGGGGAAAGGAAAAUUAUAUUCAGAAAGGUGAUCAAGGAACACCUCAACUUUCCCAUCCCAGCUCAAAAGCAACUCCUCCUCCCCUGCUUCUCAUUCUGUCCCUCUGUCAGUCUGUCUCUCUGUUUCAUUCUCUCUCGUGCACACUCUCUCGUUCUCUCUCUCUCUCUCUCUCUCUCUCUCACACACACACACACACACACACACACACACACACAGAGGCAAGCCGCCUUCAUACUUAGUGUGAUCAGCUCCUUGGUUAGUGAAAAGUGGCUGCGUUCUCUUGGAAAGAUAAUUUUCAUUGGAAGAAGGCGGCAACAAUCUGAGUUGGGAAUUUUGUGAGGUAGGGAAGGAGGAGGGAAAGAGAGAUGGGAAUGACAACUAAGCAAAUAGUUCUAAUUUAGAGUAGAGCUUGGAGGGGCCAAUGUGUCUCUUGACAAUCUCUGAGGAAGAUAACUGAGCCCUGAGUUAAAGUUAUCAAGACUUGUGCCAAAGUCAGCUUCCCCCCUUUCAUCCCUGUGUCACUAGUUCAGGUUGGUAAAUUUCCCUUUCUAUGCCAUACACAGAAGGAAAAGUUAGAAAAUGAGGAUGUAUGAGUGUAGGACUUCUCUAUCCCAGAGAAUUUAGAGUAAAUUUUGGGGGGCUUUUCCUCUUCAUCAGUCUUUUAACCUGCACUCCUUACUUCUCCAACCCACUCCCCAAAUAAAAACUGGUAAGGAACUUAAAGGAUUUUCUUUAAAAUCAGUUCUAUAGCUAUUCAGUCGGAGUCGGCCACUUAACAGAUCAGUUUCUCCCCGCUUCCCAUCACCCUUAGCUUUCAGCUUAGAUUUGGCAGCGAAACUCUGGCCCUAAACUAUAGCCAGGAAGAUCUGUUUCUGUGUCUCCACCCACAACCCCAACCCCAACCCCAACCUCCGCCCUAAACAUUUCACAGGCUACUGAGCCGCGGAAAGCUGAGACUACCAAUUUGGGAUUUUGGGAUUCCCAGGAUAUCAGCUCAAGCAACUGAGAAGUCCACCCAGGGGUAAAUUCCACAGAUGGUUUCUUCUCUCUCCGGGAUCAGUGCUUUGACAUCUGGUUUAAUCAGAUCGUGCAGCCCCAGUAAUUAAGGGCAGAAAACAGCUGAGAAGGACUCUCAGAGCCCAAGAGUCCUUAGAAACUGCUUCUGCAAAACCAGCUCUGACAGGCGUGUAGCGACACAGCGCAGAUAAGCCAGGGGCAAACUUGAGUUUAGUUUGGAUCCUUGGGGCCCAGUCGGCACUUCUGAGAAUUCCUUUUAUUUUUUCAUAGCUCUAAAACUGGAUUUACCCAGAGGGAGAUGUAGAGUGGCAACUACAUCCAGUUGAAAAAAUAUAUACCUUUGCACUCACACAUUCCAUAGAUUCCUCACAAAUGGGGAUGAAACCUGGAAAGUCCAAGUUCAUCAUUAAAAUAAAGGACUCGCCACCAAAGUUUCCGUAGACACCAGCCCUAGCGCGUCUGGCCAGGAACACCUCCCCGCUUAGAACACCUACGCAUGCGCAAACUGCGGCCCCGCCUCCCCGUUGGACGCUCUCCGGGAGUGGCGGCGGUGAGCCGGUUGCGCAUGCGCCCUCAUUGCAUCAGCCAGUCGGACCGUGCCGGCUUCCGCGGCGUAGGAGAAGUUGGUGUUCGGUGCGGCGUUUCUCUUGCGAGUUUGGUGCAGCGCGCCCGGAGACUAAGAGAGGAAGGGGUAGAGUAAGUGCUCCCCUCGGCUGCUUGUGUCGGAGUUAGAGUAUUCCUUCUUGCCUCGCGGGUACCCAUAGGAACUGGACCCCGCCCCCUCCUCGGCCUAGAAUCCCCCCUUCCUCCUUCCUUGCCUCUUACCGGUGGGGACCCCCUCGAUCCUCCUUGUACAGGCAGUGAGCCCCUGCGAGGCCAUGAAGCUCGUGAGGAAGGACAUUGAGAAGGACAAUGCGGGCCAGGUAACCCUGGUCCCCGAGGAGCCCGAGGACAUGUGGCACACCUACAACCUGGUGCAGGUUGGUGACAGCCUGCGGGCCUCCACCAUCCGCAAAGUACAGACCGAGUCCUCCACGGGCAGCGUGGGAAGCAACCGGGUCCGCACGACCCUCACCCUUUGUGUGGAGGCCAUCGACUUCGACUCUCAAGCCUGCCAGCUGCGGGUCAGGGGGACCAAUAUCCAAGAGAAUGAGUAUGUCAAGAUGGGGGCUUACCACACCAUCGAGCUGGAGCCCAACCGCCAGUUCACCCUGGCCAAGAAGCAGUGGGACAGCGUGGUUCUGGAGCGCAUCGAGCAGGCCUGUGACCCAGCCUGGAGCGCUGAUGUGGCCGCCGUCGUCAUGCAGGAAGGCCUCGCCCAUGUCUGCUUAGUCACUCCUAGCAUGACCCUAACUCGAGCCAAGGUAGAGGUGAACAUCCCUAGGAAACGGAAAGGCAACUGCUCCCAGCAUGAUCGAGCCUUGGAGCGAUUCUAUGAACAGGUGGUCCAGGCUAUCCAGCGCCACAUACACUUUGAUAUUGUAAAGUGCAUCCUGGUGGCCAGCCCAGGCUUUGUGAGGGAGCAGUUCUGUGACUACAUGUUUCAGCAAGCAGUGAAGACAGACAACAAAGUGCUCCUGGAAAACCGGUCCAAAUUCCUUCAGGUACAUGCCUCCUCUGGACACAAAUAUUCUCUGAAAGAGGCCCUUUGUGACCCUACUGUAGCUAGUCGCCUUUCAGAUGCUAAAGCUGCUGGGGAAGUUAAAGCCUUGGAUGACUUCUAUAAAAUGUUACAGCAUGAGCCUGACCGAGCUUUUUAUGGACUCAAGCAGGUGGAGAAGGCCAAUGAGGCCAUGGCCAUUGACACCUUACUCAUCAGUGAUGAGCUCUUCAGGCACCAGGAUGUAGCUACACGGAGCCGGUAUGUAAGGCUGGUGGACAGUGUGAAAGAUAAUGCAGGCACUGUUAGGAUAUUCUCUAGUCUUCAUGUUUCUGGGGAACAGCUCAGCCAGUUGACUGGAGUAGCUGCCAUUCUCCGCUUCCCUGUCCCUGAACUCUCUGACCAAGAGGAUGAUUCCAGUUCCGAAGAGGAUUAAUGAUUGGGAUUUAUAAUUGAGACAACCUUGUGCCUCACUCCUUCACUGUGUUACAUUUCCUCAAAACUCUUUUGACAGAAAGCUGCAAGAGUGGCACUUUUUGAUUCAAACAGAUCCCUGUUUGGUCUGACGUGUUUGGUCACACUUUGUAUUUUGUGGUUGGCAGGACAUGUAUUCAGACUAAGAAAAUAAACUAAAAGAAAAUAA
Molecule: messenger RNA, 3777 nt
Organism: Choloepus didactylus (southern two-toed sloth)
Lineage: Eukaryota; Metazoa; Chordata; Mammalia; Pilosa; Megalonychidae
Gene: PELO
Product: pelota mRNA surveillance and ribosome rescue factor
Exons: 2
Coding region: 2413-3570 (385 amino acids)
Biological process (GO): nonfunctional rRNA decay; nuclear-transcribed mRNA catabolic process, no-go decay; RNA surveillance
Cellular component (GO): cytoplasm
Source: RefSeq, a predicted model, not a curated record